GCACUGAUAGGCAGCACUAAUGAGGUGUCACGGAUAGGCGGCACUAAUAUGCAGCACUGAUAGGCGGCACUGAUAGGUGACACUGAUGAUGGGUACUGAUAGAUGGCACUGACUGGCGGCACUGACUGGCGGCCACUGGUGGGCGGGCACUGGUGGGCGGGCACUGGUGGGCACAGGUGGGUGGCACUGGUGCUGGGCACAGGUGGGUGGCACUUCUGGGCACAGGUGUGUGACACUGCAGAGUGGCACAGGUGGGUGCACUGCUGGGCACAGGUGGGUGCACUGCUGGGCACAGGUGGGUGGAGCUAGUGGGCGCACUGCUGGGCACAGGUGGGCGGAACUUGUGGGUGGCACUGCUGGGCACCGAUCAUUAGGGCACUGAUCAUCAGUGGCCCUGAUGGAUCUGACAGCGUGAGGAAACUGCAGCUGAGAACCGGCACUUGCAUUUCCCUGUGAUCAGCGUGUCAUUGGACACCGCUGAUCAC
Molecule: messenger RNA, 485 nt
Organism: Staurois parvus
Lineage: Eukaryota; Metazoa; Chordata; Amphibia; Anura; Ranidae
Source: the annotation of a GenBank genome assembly